GGCCUUUUUCCUUUACUUUUAACCCGUUGUCACGUGUUCGCUGUUUGCCCCCAACAAACUGCUUUUCUGUAAAUUACUUUAUUAACUAAUAAACCUGCUCAUGACAAGCCAUUCUUACUAUAUCUCCGCUCUUCUUCUCCUCUUACAAACCUGCACUACAGAGCUUGUCUUUUCUCGUGAGAGAUAACUAAAAAAUAUAUGAUAAUCUCUCGAUGUCUUUCUUUAUUAUCACUAACCUGAAAACUACAUUUGGAGGGAGCUCACAUCUUUCGCCUCCUGUUUUCUUAUUGUCUCUUUCAUCGUGAAAACCACAGAUAUAUCUGAAAACUUAUCUCAUAGUAAUAAACUCUCAUUUCCCUAUACUAUUUUUACGAAGCUUCGAUGAGGACUACAUUUGGAAGAGUGAACUCAUCGUCUCGUCGAACCCCACACUAUUUCCGAUAGUGUUUUGAUCUCUGGCACUAUUAACUCUUGACAUACAGAAAACUAUCGUAUUACCUGAAUCUCUCCAAUAUUUCCAAAAAUCUCACAUUAUCGUUUCUUGAUUGAUAAUAAAAAGAGAUGCUAUGACAAUCAAGAAUAAAUUAAUUCAAAGAAGGGUGGUGGAAUUUGAAAUUUCAAUGCCUCGAACAACCAGACUAUCUUGUUCAUGCACCAAUUUGUUACAAAACUCAUGAAAUUAUGAAAUAUGGAUGAUUAAAAUUUUUGUGAUAAGUAAUCACUACGGGAAGAGGCGCGGUUUCUACAAACACAUAUAAAUAGAAGCUGAUAAGAUGAGUUUCUCCGCUGAGGAAGGUUCAAAAUUAUGCUUCGCUUAUUUAUCAUUGUCUGUCUAGUGUGCUCUGUCGCGCCGGACUGUGUUCCGGGAGAUGUUGGAUUUGGAGAUUCCUGCUACUCGUUCAACCGUGUUCAUGGAAAGUUCAAGGAUGCCAACGAUUUGUGUGUAAAGAUGUUUGGAGGGAGUCUGGUAAAAAUCACGAAUAUUAUCGAUAACAAUUGGAUGCAAAAACUGGCGGUAAACCACCUCGACGCCGACUACAACUCUUUUUGGAUCGGAGCCAGCGACGCUGCCCACUACACCAAUUGGACUUGGAUUGACGGGAGCCCAAUGCGAUUCUCCAAUUGGGGACCAGGACAGCCACUUGAAGAUCGGCACUGCGGAACUAUGCUCAUUUCGACUGGAAAGUGGUUUUCCCAAGUGUGCGAUGAAAGGAUCCAGUUUCUGUGCCAGUAUCCCAAUGGGGCAUACUCUCCAACAUGCCCUCCGUGCCUAGAGAUUUGAUGAUUUAAGUUUUUUUUAUUACAACAAAGUACCUCUCAUGUUAAUAAAUUACCUCACAUUGUUUAAUGGAAACAACAUUCGAAAA
Caenorhabditis elegans is the source of this 1367-nucleotide messenger RNA. It is a transcript of the gene Y38H6C.8, whose product is annotated as C-type lectin domain-containing protein. The coding region runs from base 806 to 1282 and encodes 158 amino acids. Gene Ontology annotation, molecular function: carbohydrate binding. The record is from RefSeq and is marked reviewed. The transcript has 3 exons. NCBI's taxonomy places the organism in Eukaryota, Metazoa, Nematoda, Chromadorea, Rhabditida, Rhabditidae.